AUGAAGUUGAAUAUAAACAAAUGUGCAUAUAUGGCAAACAAAAUAGAUUCUGAAAUGGAAUAAAUAGGAUGUUAAAAAGUUGAUAAAUAUAAAUACCUAGGUAUAUGGCUUAAUAAUAAUGGAUUAGUAAUUAAACACUACAUGAAAACAAAUGGAUAUAUUAAAGAUAUGCUGGAGACUUAGAAUAUUGGAUAAAUUACUACCUUUUAGACAAAUUAUGAAAUUAUGGAACGUAUUCGUCAAACCAUAUUUCGAUUAUAUAUCACCUAUAUUAUGGAUGUAAAGUAAGUCAAUUAUAAAAAAAUAUGA
Molecule: messenger RNA, 309 nt
Organism: Paramecium sonneborni
Lineage: Eukaryota; Ciliophora; Oligohymenophorea; Peniculida; Parameciidae
Source: the annotation of a GenBank genome assembly